AUGAUACAGGGAAGCAAACGUGUGUAUGACGGUGAGUCGGGUAGCUACUCUGACGAAUCUGAAGAUGAAAUCGAGUCUAUAGAUGAAAUCGAGUCUAUAGAGGAAAUCGAGUCUAAAGAUGACAUCAAACCAGUUGCAAAGCCAGAUAUAAAGAGCUUACCAGGCUUUCUGCCUACCGAUGUAACACUGGUGGUCGAGGAAACACAACUUUAUGUUAAUAAAGAUUUACUCUCAUCAGCUUCACCUGUAUUUGAUGCUUGGCUUAAGAAAGAGUGGCAACAAGACGAGUGCACUGACGACACAAAAAGGGAGCUAAACUUCCCUAGAAAAAAAUAUUAUGAGAUGGUCACAUUCCUAAAAUGUCUUAUGCCAAUUUUCGCUGACCAAGUUACAACUGCAACACUGGCAACUGUACUCCCAUUAGCAGAUGAAUAUCAGACAGAAAACUUGCUCAAAGAAUGCGAAGAAGUCCUCCGGAAGCACGUUGGGUCUGUCUCCGAGAGGGAUAUAUAUAUACCACCAUCGCAGGUCGUCACAUACCUACGCUGGAUCGAACAAUAUAAUCUCAACAAAGUUGAAAAAUGUGUUGUGAGAUUAGCUUCGUUCCUAAAAACUGUAGAGGUACAGGCAGUUCCAGACUACAUAAAUGUCAGCAAAAGACUUCAACUGGAUGUAUCUAAUGCCAGAGCCACGCUGCUUGAUGGUCUAAUGGUGUUCAAUGUAACAGAAGCUGCAAGAAAAAUAAAGGAAUUCCAAAUCCCUCUCUCUACGUGCUAUAUGACUGAAUGGAAAAGAAAUGUAGAAGAAAUUGUGAAUAUCUAUCUAGCAUUAUCAACACUACCAGACGAUGCUUUUUCAAGUAAACGGUGGAGCAUCCCAGCGCGUGAAUUUUUGGAACGUAUUGACUUUUCCUCGAUUGCGUACAAGUCGCAGUACAAACCAACGAUUGGUGCUAAUGACGCAUGUAAAUAUUUACGUGAUACAUUCAAACUCUCGAAAAUCCAAAGCAAAGCUUGGAACUAUUUAAGUAACUGCAUACUUACGGUGGAUAUUUCCAAUAAUCUUUGAUCAGUACAUUAUUCGAAACAUAACCGAUAAUGCACGUGCUAGUAAAGAACGACACUUGCUUGGAAUUUGCUUUAAAUCGUGAAUUUAAACAUUUGUAUACAGACUGUAUACAUAUAAAAUAUUCGCAUCAGGUACUCAAAUCAUAAAACAUUUACGUCUUAUGAUGAAGUGACUAUAUCAUGAUGCGUUGGUCUGUUUGUUUGAUUGUAACUAUAAACGAAGUGUUUCUCCUGACUCUUGAUAUGUAAGAAACAUGUGUCUUAUACUUAGCAUUUAUAUGGGGCACGUCUCUCUCUUACCCUGUACAGGUGUAUACACACACUUGCCGUUGUAAGAUAUACUUUGCUCUUACCCUGGACAGGUAUAUCCACACUUGCCGUUGUAAGAUAUACUUUGCUCUUACCCUGUACAGGUGUAUACACACACUUACCGUUGUAAGAUAUACUUUGCUCUUACCCUGGACAGGUAACUCCACACACUUGCCGUUGUAAGAUAUACUUUGCUCUUACCCUGGACAGGUGUAUACACACAUUUGCCGUUGUAAGAUAUAAUUUGCUCUUACCCUGUACAGGUGUAUACACACUUAUGCCCAGUGUGAGAUAUCCUUGUCACUCCCUAGAAUUGAGACGGGGGUUCCCCUAUUCAAAACAAUGGUAUGACGUCACGUCAACCAUGCAAUGACGCCACGUCAACAAUGCAUCAACGUCACGUCAACCCUGAAUUUAGCCUGAAAGGUUGACACUACAAUAUGCAUCUGAUACACAGAUUAAGAGAAAAAGAAUAAUUCACCCCCUUGAGGGUGAGCUGGGGGAAUGUCAACCCUCGAUAAAAAAAA
Messenger RNA from Mizuhopecten yessoensis (Yesso scallop), 1903 nucleotides. RefSeq lists its product as uncharacterized. Gene Ontology annotation, molecular function: protein binding. Bases 1 to 1068 code for a protein of 355 amino acids. Lineage: Eukaryota; Metazoa; Mollusca; Bivalvia; Pectinida; Pectinidae. The transcript is spliced from 5 exons. The record is from RefSeq and is a predicted model, not a curated record.